This is a messenger RNA of Patiria miniata (bat star), 3074 nucleotides long. Its product is annotated as homeobox protein HB1-like. Gene Ontology annotation, cellular component: nucleus. The record is from RefSeq and is a predicted model, not a curated record. Gene Ontology annotation, molecular function: RNA polymerase II cis-regulatory region sequence-specific DNA binding; DNA-binding transcription factor activity, RNA polymerase II-specific. The coding region runs from base 193 to 1032 and encodes 279 amino acids. The transcript has 2 exons. Gene Ontology annotation, biological process: anterior/posterior pattern specification; regulation of transcription by RNA polymerase II. Lineage: Eukaryota; Metazoa; Echinodermata; Asteroidea; Valvatida; Asterinidae.
ACUCACUUCCAUCUGAUUGUGAAUGGCACUGGUUGUGAAAUAAAUGGAUGUAAUGUGACUGGAUCACAUUGCAUUACCGUAAACUUUCCUGACCGGUACAGACCGCACAUCUCUCGGUGCUUUACCGUUCAGUGAUAUUAUAAUAUUUAUAAACAUUGAAGUUUGUUUUCGGGUCGCGUGUAUGUUGCAGCCAUGAAUUCCAGUUCGUACUUCGUCAACACUCUGUUCUCCAAGUAUCAGCCGGGUGAAGGCUUCUACCCGUCAGGCUACGAGCUACCUUCCUGCGCUUUUACCAAGACACAGAAGGGGUCUUACAACUCCGGCAACAUCGGUGGGGGAAUGAACGGGGUAUCGACUCACCACCAACAGCCGCCUGGCUACUUCAGCACCCCAGCUACCAGCGCCAAUGCGUAUCAUGGGUCCUACGAGCCCCACAGUGGUGGCAACACGGCCAGUAACGUGUACGGCACUCUCAAUCAGAGCGCGGCAUCGCCGAUCACCUCGUGGGACACUCGCCUCGCAUCUUACGGUACCUCCUGGCCGGGCAACACGGCCGAAUUGGACUCCUCGUACAGCUUGAAGGAACACUCAGGAGCCAUGGGGGUGUUCUCACCGGGUUCCCAGUCAGAUGUACUCAAUAAUAACUGUCACAAUUCCAUGGUUUCGGGAGGCAAUUCAAAUUUUCCCUGGAUGAAUGUUGCAGGAACAGUUGCCGGUAUGGAUGUGGGUCGGAAGCGGUGCCGCCAGACCUACACCCGCUACCAGACCCUGGAGUUGGAGAAAGAGUUCCACUACAACCGCUACCUGACGCGGAGACGGCGCAUCGAGCUGUCCCACCAGCUGGCCCUGACCGAGCGACAAAUCAAGAUCUGGUUUCAGAACCGCCGCAUGAAGUACAAGAAAGAGAACAAGAAGGAAGGGGCCGGCUCACCGGAGGAAGGGGAGAAGAUCGAGGCGGAACUGGGCAGCGUGACGGCGCUCGGCCCUGGGGCUGAAGAGAGGGGCACCGUCCACGAAGUAGGCGACAAAUGAUUCAAGAGUCCCCAGCAGGAUCGGAACAGUUUCAUUUCCCGCUAUUCUAUAAGAGGCUUGGUGUAAAUCUCUUGAGGCUGUGGAUCAGAUUGCACCGUACAUGCUGCCUGAAACAGUACUCACUUCGAACUCUCGUGGAAUGCACUGUGCGAAUACUUAGGCAUAUUCAGCUUUUGGCAGUGAGAGAUCGAUAGUUCUGACACUACAUUUGUAACUAUUAUAAUAUUGAACUGCCACGUCCCAUAGUAUUAACCACUUUCUUGUCGGUGCACAUUGGUUGCUUCUCAAGAAUUUAUUUCGAUUUAAACUUAAACAUUUGCGUGAAUGACAGGUGCAAUCACCAGUACUAUUCUUGUCCAUUGAACAAAAGGUCUAACGAAAUUCAUCGCAUGGUAGGAAGAGUGAUUUCACGUUUCGUUUUGUGGAUUUAAUCUUAAUAAUGCUAGGCCCAUCCGAUGAUGACCCAAAUAUGACUUUGGCAAAAUGAUAGGCCCGUUAGCCAUGAAGAUAUGCCGCCAUGCUGGUAGAACCUUCCUUACCUCCUUAUGUCUUAGGGAUGCAGAGGCCUUGUAAAAAAUACAUAUAGAGUAUAGCUUCAUCGGUCCAUGAACAUACGUCACAGGACGUUCAAAAUCAAUGAGUAUCGAACAUUCUAGGUUGCACGACAAAUUACGUACAUACGGUACAUCAGACGAAGCAGUCUCAAUUAUAGUUUUUUUUUCACUGGAUUUUGUACAGACUGACAUCUCUUUACAUGCUAUAUCUUUGUUAAGUUAUAAAAAAAGGACCCAAUCUGUGACAUGAAAAACCCAAAUCCCAGACCCGGUGCUCACCCAACCUUUCCAGCUGCCGACCACCCCCCGCGGUCAGUCAUCCAACGCAUCCCUCGUGGAAGGUCAAGAGUGUUUUGUCUUACGAGCUCACACCCGACGAAUACAACAGCUGCUUGUGUUGAUCAGUAAUAGUUCACACGCCGCAUGUAUAUACAUGUACAGCAAGUAAUCUCUCACGGUAUUUAGUGUUCAAACGUGAUUUAUUUAUAAAGCCCUUCCCCAAAAUGUGCAUGACAAUACCGAAAAAAUAUCAAUUUGGAUAAUUUUUUUAUAUUUAACUUAUAGUAACUUAAUCUGUUUUAAAUUAUUUCAUUGAAACGUUUGGACCAUUACGGAGUAAACCAACCAUGAGCCAACUGGAUACAAAAAAAUCGUAUAUCUACAUCACUGCAACUGAUUUACAUCGAGGGAUGCUUGGGGAAAACUCUCCUGUGCCCUACCAUGAAUGCUGUUUGACCUCACUCAAGAAUUCACGAAGACCUUCAUGAGGUCAAUUGCAAUUAAAUUUGUCCUACAGUGAAACUGCCACCAUACUUUUGAACUAUUCCCUUCUAGUUCUAUACCCUUAGGCCUAUUGUAUAAGACCCUUCUACUGUAUGAACGCUAAGUCACAUCUUUUGGGAAAUUAGAGAAAUCAGAUAUUGAUCUGAAUACCGGGAACGAGAAAAAGAAGAUCAUACAAUCUGAUAUACAUGUGACAAAACCGAAAACAUGUAUGCCGUAUGCACUCAAACCCAGUAUAUUGUGCUUGUCAUAUGUGAAGCCGUAUGUUCCCCCCUUCUAUAUAUGACGUAUCCGCGACUCGAAAUGUUGUAAGGUUUAGAAAAACUGCAAAAACAAAAUACAAUAAACUGGAUUGAAAAAAAAGUCACUCACAACAUACGAAUUUUUAUGUCUUAUCCAUUUCAUAAAUAACUUACAGUCCUGUGUAAAUAUAGUCUCCAAAAUAUGAAAAUACAAACUGUUGUAGCCUAUAAGGCAUUUUACGUCGAAGGAAAAACACUGGGAACAUUCCUGUUUAUUAUAGCCGCCUGGCGCCUACUAUGGCUUUUGGCCCGGAUGAUGGUGUAAAUGUUUUGUGUCUUUUUGUGUUUUAGCUUGAACUUUUAUGUAAAUACUGUACAUAUUUGGAGCGAGUUUAGGUUCUACCUUGUCUUUCUAUGGUGACUUAAGUGAUUAUUAAACACUUUAAUUAAGCAAAGAAACGAA